UUUCGUUUUUCUUUCAGAUUAUUUAUAGCCAAUCCAACUGACGGAGUUUAUUCCACCAAUCAGAAUUGUUUUCACAAUCAUCGUUGCUGCCAAGGUGCUGCGUCAUGUCUGCGGUGCCAGCGAACCCGGAUGCGAAGCUGAACGAUUUCUUCGCCAAGAAGAAGAAGAAGAAGUCGGCUGUCGCAGCUCCUGUCUCUGCCAUCACUCAUACAUCCCCCGCUCUCGCUACCAACGCAACUGUUGCAGUGCCCCAGAUCGUCAGUCCCUCAACCAAUGGCGGCCCUGCGAUCCAAACAAAGGGCAAGGCGAUUGCCGAGCUCAAAACCGCCGCCACGGACAAUGGGGACGACGAUGACGAUGAAAACGGCGAAACGGGAGGAGCCGCGUCCUUUCAGUGGUCUAAAAAGCCGAAGAAGAAGCCUGUGCAACCGGAAGCCGACAAGCGAAUUGCCAUUCACAGCGAACGAGCGUUCCCGACGUUGGGCAAUGCGGCAGGGGGUGCCGCCGCGGUCGCCGCCGCCUCAUCUGGCAAAGUCAAGCCUCCCGCGGACGUGCGGAGCCAGAAUGUAUGGUCCAAUAUCGACGACAGCGACGACGAUGACAAGUAGUUUCCCUCCAUACUAAUAUCAGCAACAUCACAUGGCUGCGUUCAGACGAUUGUGUUAUGUGCGAUUCCUUACCGCCAGGUCGUACA
This is a messenger RNA of Aphanomyces astaci, 694 nucleotides long. RefSeq lists its product as hypothetical. The coding region runs from base 105 to 608 and encodes 167 amino acids. The record is from RefSeq and is a predicted model, not a curated record. Lineage: Eukaryota; Oomycota; Saprolegniomycetes; Saprolegniales; Verrucalvaceae. The transcript has a single exon.